CAAUCUGAGAUUUGAGAAAGACGUGAGGGAGUUGGAUUUAGAAAAAGGAUGCGCAUCAAUAUUAGAAAAACCCUAGAUGAAGUUAAAUCCCUAAAUAUUAAUUUUUUUAAAUAGAAACCCGAUGGGCCAACCCGCAGCCCGACCGUGUCGGCCCGGCCAACCCGACAGGGUCAACCCUAAUAGCCCGAUUUCAAAUUCGGGCUACGAAAUUGCAACCCUAAUCCUAUAUUUUUACCGGGCUAUUCGGGCUAGCCCAUCGGAUCCGGGUUAUAUUGACGUCCCUAUUGAGCAUUGCUUUUCUACCUAUUAAUUGGCCAACUCAUACACACCAAUUAGUAAGAUGGAUUCAUUCUAAUCAAUUUGGACAAGCUAUACACGUCAUAUAUUGGAUAUGCGAGAGGUGUGACAAGUCUUUUAAAUAUAUUCAUCUAUUGAAUUGUUCAAUAUGGCAAAUAUUCCUCUAAAAAUGUCGAAGAUAUAUUUUGAAAAUAUGUUGAGCUAUUGAAUUGUUCAAGAUGGCAAAUAUUCCUCUAAAAAUGUCCAAUCCAAUGCCACAAAAGAAAAUCCACAGUUAGAAAUAGCUUAAAUGCAUCGCUUUCUUCUCCAAAUCUCAUCACAGACAUAGCCUGUGCUCACACAUACAUACACAAAUUAGGUUUCGAAAAAAUGGAAGGAUUCGACGAAGAUGUCUACGUCGGAAAAAACGACGGCGCCGGGGACGACAACGCCAUGCACUACGGCUACGAAGGCGGUGCCCCGCCACCUACACCGCCGCCGCCACCGAUUGAGGGGUACGGCCAGGGGAAACUGUACAACCUCUCUGCCGACGACGAGGGCAUCUUUUCGGAGGCAGACGCCGGCGGCCCGCUGCUGCCGGAUCCCAGCCAGAUGCGCGAGGAGGGAUCUGCAUUUCGCGAGUGGCGCCGUCAAAAUAUGAUUUAUUUGGAAGAGAAAGAAAAGAAGGAAAAGGAGAUGAGAAAUCAGAUCAUUGCUGAAGCUGAUGAAUGGAAACGUAAAUUCUACGAGAAGAGGGAUCAGACGUGCGAGACCAACAAGACUCACAACAGAGAAAGAGAGAAAAUAUACUAUGCACAACAAGAGAAAUUUCACAAAGAAGCAGACAACCAGUUCUGGAAAGCGAUAGCGGAUAUCAUACCCCGCGAAGUCCCCAACUUCGAGAAGAGGCGGGGAAAGAGAGACAACGAGAAGAAACCAUCAGUUUUCGUCGUCCAGGGGCCGAAGCCUGGGAAGCCAACUGACAUGGCGAGGAUGCGUCAGAUCCUCGCCAAGCUCAAGACGAACCCUCCGCUUCACAUGAGGCCGCCUCCCCCAAAGGAGGAGGGCAAGGAUGGAAAGUCGGAGGCUAAGAAUAGUGGGAAUGAGAAGAAAGACGGGGCAGCAGAUGAGGCCGCCUCGUCUGCUGCCAAAGCUGCAGUAGCAGAUGGAGCGCCGACCGACGGAACAUCUGCUACCGAUGGAGGCAAUGGGAAUGUGGAGAAGAAGUGACCGAUUGAUUAAAUG
Molecule: messenger RNA, 1521 nt
Organism: Salvia splendens (bonfire salvia)
Lineage: Eukaryota; Viridiplantae; Streptophyta; Magnoliopsida; Lamiales; Lamiaceae
Product: clathrin light chain 1
Exons: 3
Coding region: 667-1506 (279 amino acids)
Biological process (GO): intracellular protein transport; clathrin-dependent endocytosis
Cellular component (GO): clathrin coat of coated pit; clathrin coat of trans-Golgi network vesicle; plasma membrane
Molecular function (GO): structural molecule activity; clathrin heavy chain binding
Source: RefSeq, a predicted model, not a curated record